Didymodactylos carnosus is the source of this 1125-nucleotide messenger RNA. Lineage: Eukaryota; Metazoa; Rotifera; Eurotatoria; Philodinida; Philodinidae. The record is from the annotation of a GenBank genome assembly.
AUGGCAAAUGCUGUUACUCUUUUUAAUCCUGGUGAUCGAUCACCACGUAUAGAAUGGGCAUGGAAGUCAAAUGUUGAUCCAUGGUUAACAACUGAACCAAAUCAAUGGAAUUCAUAUUCAGAUAUUGAAGCGGACAUUAUUGAGCGAGCUUAUCAGAAAGGACUACCAGAGGUCGUGCUCGAUGACUAUCACAUUGUGUUCAAAGAGUUCGUGCAAAUCUCCAAUAGUAGUGAACAUCAGCAACGACCAGUAAAACGAAUCGUUCACGAACGAGAUCAAGAGCCUAGAUUGAGAAAAGAACGUUUCUUGGCCGAGCCGAUUGUACCAAACAUUUGUUUUUCAAAAAAUCCACGAUGCACACCUUUUUUUGAAGAAUUUCAUGAAAAAUUCCCCAAUCUUGACGACCCAAUAUUUAACGAUUCUAAACGACAAAAAUUAGUACUGAAAGCAGCCGAUGGUCUCAUUGAAGAAGGAAAGAAAUUGGGAAAACAGAAAGAAGGCGAAUACAUGGCAGAAUUACUUCAUAUGGUCGAGGACGGAACAGUUGAUCAAGUGUACGCAUGUUGUGCAUAUCUAUAUUGCAAAGAAUCUUUUCUUUACAAGAAACUCAAUGAAUGCAUGCGUCUGGUAGUUGAUCCUGAUCACUAUCAAGUGUGGCGUAGUAAAGUAUCGACUUUUGGUCCAUUUGCUCAGCUCCUAUACGUUCUGAAAUUCGAUACCGAUCAAGAAGCUCCUUUUUAUGACAUAGAGCAGGAAGCUUCGGUUUUCAACGACAAUCAGAAAACUCCUCUUUUCGAGACCAAACAGGAAACUCCUCUUACGGUAUAUCGAGGAACAAAUCUACCACCUGUUACCAUUGAACAGUUUCAAUCGACUAAAGAUAAAAUUCAAUUUACGGCAUUCACUUCAACAAGUCGAAGUCGAUCGAAAGCGGAACACUGUGGUGGUAAUGUUCUCUUCAUCAUUGAUGUUGCCGAAGAAGAUGGACGAGAUGUAUCGUCAUAUUCAGGCUACGAUGAAGAAGAGCACCUACUUCAUCCUGGUUUCUUCUGUUUUGUCAAGUCGUGUAUCCCGUCUCAAAACGCUGCAAAAUGGGAAAUACAUCUUCGAAGUACCUCUUUAUGA